Propithecus coquereli (Coquerel's sifaka) is the source of this 1189-nucleotide messenger RNA. RefSeq names its product family with sequence similarity 228, member B (gene FAM228B). The record is from RefSeq and is a predicted model, not a curated record. Lineage: Eukaryota; Metazoa; Chordata; Mammalia; Primates; Indriidae. The coding region runs from base 1 to 969 and encodes 322 amino acids. The transcript is spliced from 9 exons.
AUGAAAAAUGCAGAUGGUGAUGAUCUGGUAAAUGGCACACUGCCCAAGCUCAAGAACUCGAAAGAAUGGUUGGAACCACAGCGGCUUUCUUUUAUGGAGAACUUAGCUAAAGAAGAUACUGAUGCAGCUAUUCAAUCAGUAUUAUACAGAGAAAAUUAUAUAAUUAAGGAACUAGAUAAGUAUUUACAACAUCAUGACUUCUUAAAUGCAAGAAGAAAAGAGAUAUUAUAUAAAAGAUGGGUUGAUCAUGUGGCAGAUCCUCUCCAGAAGAAAAUUAUAGAAAAAGUUUGUUCACAUAAGAAGAUUAAAAAAAGGAGACAAGAGGAAUUAGAAGGUUUUUUAAAACACGUAAAUAAAAAGGGAAAUGCAUUUAUAGAACAUUAUGAUCCAAAAGAGUAUGAUCCUUUUUAUAUGAGCAAAAAGGAUCCUAAUUUUCUGAAGGUUAUCAUCCCACCAUUUCGUGACCCUUUGAAAAAAGCACAAUAUGACGAGGAUGAUGAAAAAAGAACUCUUCUUCAGUGUGAGACUGGCAAAAUAUAUACAAUGAAAGAAUUUAAAGAGGUUGAGAAGGCCCAACUGCAUUCAAGAUUCCCAAGAAUUUCUAAUUCAAGGCCCUUUAUUACUGCAAAUGAGUGGCUUAAACUGCCUACAACAUACAUAGAAAGUGACUAUUGUAAAAGGAGCAGGUUAAAAGUGAAAGUGAAUUUUAACAAUACUAGUUUUGAUUUGAAAUGCUUGGCAAGAGCUCCUCAUCUUCUGGAAUCCCAGGAAGAAGAAACAGCCGUUACUUACAAAAACAUAGGGUCAUCCUUUCUGGAAAAAGAACCUCUAUGUUAUCAGGAGGGAAAGAAUCCAAGUCCCAAGGAGGCCAACUGUGAAGGGUACUUUUCUUCCUUGAACCUCAGCCAAGAGGCAGAAUGGGAUGAAGAUCAGGAUGUGGUUUUAGCAACCAAGGAGCACACAUCCUGAUCCUUGACUGGUGAAAGGGUACACAAAAUAAGGCUAUUUUGGAGGAAGUCAUCUGAGGAAUCAUUCAGGGUGAAGACCAAAGAAGGCACUCAAGAAUUGUUCUGUCUCUAAGAAACGCAUGUGCAACAAACUUUAGUUUAUUUUUAAGUUCAAUGUCUGUGAUCAUUAAGCAAUGGUGAUACUAUGUAUUGACAGUUACUGCAAAAGUAUUUUCCCCAGA